AUGGUUAAAUCAUUGUUCAAUAUUUGUUUGGCAGCUACGUGCCAGCAUAACUUAUAUGGAUAUUUGGCUGAUUUGCCAACAUCUUGUAAACAACGUUUGCUCGAAUUCUUUAGCUCACAUGACCAGUUAUUUCUAUCAGAAUGCGCUCAACUUGUAUCAUCACCUUCAUUUGGAAGAAAUCUUACGGAAUUACGUUUUUAUCUGAGCGAUCAAGUGACUGAUAGUGUUCUGGAAGCCAUUGCGGCUCAUAAUCGUGCACUUCAACAAAUUGCAAUUAUUUUUUGUCAAAACAUCACUGACAAGUUAACGACUCUAUUUUCUCGAAUUUGGUUUAUGUACAAUUCACCACUGUGGGGUGGUGUUGGUGUAGUGGUUUGGGAGUGUCGUGCUGCGCAACAGUUCGGCAGUUCGUCUCUUCAGAGCCCUGUGAAGAAAUACAAGAUGACGAGUCUGAGUUUGUACGAUGCGGGGUGCAGUUAUUGCACCUUGCCGUGCCUAGUCAUGAUGUCUAGAGGCAUUUGUCCGAGGGCACUAGGUGAUUGUCGUCAUUAUCAUCGUAAGGUUUCAAUGGAAGAUGGAGAAAUCAAAAGCGAUGGGAUCUAUCAGCUUGUUUAUUUAAAUCGUAACAUUCACUGUUUGUAUUUGAAUAGCUGCAGAGGUCUAAAUGAUCAAGCACUUUAUGAUAUCGCACACUACCUCGGAGAAAAAUUAUCUGUUUUGGAGUUGGAUUUUUUACCAAAUGUAAUCGAUCCAUCUUCUGCUCUAUUUUAUUUGAGUCGUAAUUGUCCAAACAUUAAGCAGUUAUCGCUUUGUCGUUUUUUCGAGGUAGGGAGAGAGCUUACACUAAUGCCUGAAUACAGAAUUGCUGGUGUAGGACUGCGUGAUGUUGAUUUACAUGGCAACUAUUUUUUCACUUUACCUCUCUUACCACCAACGGUAAACAGAAUACGGUUGUCAGUAUGCGGCGAUGAGGACGUGAAUAGUUUAAUUGAUCGUUUGGAGAUGUUACCUCAACUGACGAGUAUUCAUCUACAGAUGAACUGCAAGGAACCAAGCUGGCGAUGUGUAGAAGAUGCUAAUUCAUUUCUACGUUCUAUCUUGCCGUAUAUUGGAAGCAAAAUAACGCGGCUUCAUAUAUCGCUGCCAACGAUUAUUGAUGGUGUCUUCAGUUUGAUAACACAGUGUCUACCAAAUUUAAGUCAUUUGGCACUUGACGUCAAGCACAUCAACAACAAACUACUGCGGUUAUUCUUUACUGGUGGAAUUCAUUCGCCAGGUUCAAGAUUGCGAUCGCUGAAACUUUGCCGUCUUCGAACAACUUACAGAGCUUUGUUUGCGAUUGCGCGUGGCGCACAUUCAAUCACGGACUUAGAGGUGUCGCACAUCCCUUGUGUUGAUGAUCGCUUCUUGGCUUUAUUAGCAGAUAAUUGCAUGGGUUUGAAAAAUAUUAAUUUGAAUGGUUGUAGAUAUGUCACCGACAAAGGACUUGCUGCCUUGGCGCGGAAGUGUUGUUUAAAGGAAGUGCGAAUUCGUGCAACGUCAUGUACAGACAAGUCAAUAUAUUUGCUGGCGCAGUUUUGUCCUGACCUUGAAUGGAUAUCACACGCUGAUUUUAGUGGACGUCCAAAGUUCAGUGAUAAAGCAUUACAGUGUCUCAAAGAUUCCUGUGUGCAAAGGGUUAUUUGUUGA
Messenger RNA from Brugia malayi, 1689 nucleotides. RefSeq lists its product as uncharacterized. NCBI's taxonomy places the organism in Eukaryota, Metazoa, Nematoda, Chromadorea, Rhabditida, Onchocercidae. Bases 1 to 1689 code for a protein of 562 amino acids. The transcript is spliced from 12 exons. The record is from RefSeq and is a predicted model, not a curated record. Gene Ontology annotation, cellular component: SCF ubiquitin ligase complex. Gene Ontology annotation, biological process: SCF-dependent proteasomal ubiquitin-dependent protein catabolic process.